AUGGAUUGCGCCAGCCACCGAAUCCCGCUUGGGAUAUGGCGCCUUCGUAUAUACCAUCAGCUUUUAUCUACAUCUCAACGAUCCCAACCUCAUCGCUCCUUUUCAUCGAAAACACGCCAGAACCAGUCCCAAGAUGGGGCCUCAAUUCCCCCAUCACAGCGCCUACCACAAUCGCCUCUCCUCACCCGUCUCAGCCCAGGUUCAAAUCAGAAACCCGACCCAAAACUUAUGCCUGAAAAGGCAGGCCUUGAACCGCUCGCCAAAAACCCCUGGGCACUAGCUCUAGCGUCGCCGAUGAGAACAUGUUCUCUAUCGGGAGCAAGGAUGCCACGCGCCCUUAUGGGAGAAUGGGGGCUAGUGCGGAAGCCGAACACGGAAGAAAUGUAUCUUUUACCUGUUGAUCUGCUCAGGGAGUCACUGGAAGGACGCAAUACAAAAGGCCAAAACCAGAGUCAAAAUGCAGCUGCAGCUGAAGACAACAGUCCCAUGAAGGCUCGGAAAGAAAAGUUUGGUCGCCAGCUGGUAUUCCUGAUGACCAAUUUUAUGUCAUCUUUACGAGCCAUAUCCAAACCACUCGGGAAAACCGGCGGCAAGAAGCCGGCUGUUUCGAGGCUUAUACCUUUCCGGUGGAAGCAUCCUCAAGGGCCUAUCACAGCGCGCGAGGAAAGGCAACUGGUUUGGAUGGAUAAUAUGCCAGAAUACAUGCUGCGGCAUAUGAGAAGUAAGGUGGUCAAGCAGCUUGUAGCGGCUUGCCUAAAAUCAAACCACCUUGGCGCUGCGAAUCGGGUUUGGAGUGCUAUUGAGAUGCAAGUUUAUUCGCACUCGGCCUUGUCGGAGGCUUUGGACCGACUAGAGCCAAUGGAACAGAUGGAAUGUGGCGCGGUCAUUUUACUAGGAGGCCACAAAAAUGAAAAUAGCAGCGGGUCUUUCCCAAAGUCUGUUAUCCUUUCCCAGAAUCAAAGAGGGGUUCCUGUGUUUGACCUUUCGACUCUGUUAUCGCACUCGGACUUAGCGAAGCUGCGAGAAGCUGUCCCGCACUUUCAUCAGUCGGCAUUGUUUUUCAGACCGAAUAACAAGGCCGUGAGUGAGUUGAUGUUGUCGCUGUGGAAAUUGAAGCAAUUCCUUGAGAAUGACAAGGGAUUUGAGGGAGUUUAG
Penicillium longicatenatum is the source of this 1155-nucleotide messenger RNA. RefSeq lists its product as uncharacterized. Bases 1 to 1155 code for a protein of 384 amino acids. The transcript has a single exon. NCBI's taxonomy places the organism in Eukaryota, Fungi, Ascomycota, Eurotiomycetes, Eurotiales, Aspergillaceae. The record is from RefSeq and is a predicted model, not a curated record.